AUUAUAUCUAACCUUCACGCCAUGAAAUUGAAGCCUUCUAAUAACCUGAAAUUUACACCCAGUGGCACGACGUAACUCCGAUGCUUAAUAUAUAAUUUUUCUUGUCAUGACGUCCAACACUUGUACCGUUGUGGCCAAACCCUGAACAGCUGCACUGUUGAUCUCACUUUUGAACAGAACCAAUCCAUUAUUGCCCAGCUUCAAAAUAUAAUUCAGCACAUCGAGAUAAAGAGAUAUGCCUGGGGGUGAAAAUGACGAGUCGUACGAGCAAGAGCAUGUCCAUGAUGUCUACGAACAGAUAGCCGAGCACUUCUCAUCAACCAGAUAUAAACCCUGGCCCACCCCCCACUCCUUCCUCCUCUCACUCCCCCCCGGCUCCAUCGGCCUCGACGUCGGCUGCGGCAACGGAAAAUACCUCUCCUCCAACCCCUCCCUCUUCAUCCUCGCCUCCGACCGCUCCGCCAACCUCGCUGCCAUCGCCGCGUCGAACUACCCGCGUCAGGAAGUCUCCGUCGCCGACGGACUGCGCCUACCGUAUACCGACGGCCGGUUCGAUUUCGCGAUCUCGGUGGCGGUGGUGCAUCAUUUUUCGACGAGGGAGAGGAGAGUUGCGGCGAUUGAGAGUGUGUUAAGUUGUUUGCGGGAGGGAGGGAGGGGGUUGGUUGUGGUGUGGGCAUUGGAGCAGGAGAGUAGUCGGAGGGGGUGGGGGGAGGGGGAUGAGCAGGAUGUAAUGGUGCCAUGGGUUACGAGGAAGCGGAAGGAUCGGAGUCGCGAUCAGGGAAGAGGGAGUGGCGAGGCGGAUGUGGGAGAAAAGGAGACGGAGAAGACGUUUAAUCGGUACUAUCAUCUCUACAGGAAAGGCGAGUUGGAAGAGGAAGCCGUCGAAGCAGGCGGGAAGGUACUGGAGAGUGGUUAUGAGAAAGACAAUUGGUGGACGAUCAUCAGCAGGUAG
Eremomyces bilateralis CBS 781.70 is the source of this 952-nucleotide messenger RNA. Its product is annotated as S-adenosyl-L-methionine-dependent methyltransferase. The transcript has 2 exons. Gene Ontology annotation, molecular function: S-adenosylmethionine-dependent methyltransferase activity; tRNA binding. Bases 236 to 952 code for a protein of 238 amino acids. The record is from RefSeq and is a predicted model, not a curated record. Gene Ontology annotation, cellular component: nucleus; cytoplasm. Gene Ontology annotation, biological process: tRNA wobble uridine modification. NCBI's taxonomy places the organism in Eukaryota, Fungi, Ascomycota, Dothideomycetes, Eremomycetales, Eremomycetaceae.